This is a messenger RNA of Williopsis jadinii, 1300 nucleotides long. RefSeq names its product PICOT family protein. Gene Ontology annotation, molecular function: 2 iron, 2 sulfur cluster binding. The transcript has a single exon. Lineage: Eukaryota; Fungi; Ascomycota; Saccharomycetes; Phaffomycetales; Wickerhamomycetaceae. Bases 119 to 883 code for a protein of 254 amino acids. The record is from RefSeq and is a predicted model, not a curated record.
UGCCCACGUUAACACUACGCGGGCAAGCUCUCAUUCCAUCACCGUGGAAGUGGUCCAUAAAUCCACUGGAAAGUCAGCAAUUGGAGCAUAAGUUCGUACACCAAGCAUCGUUACAAAGAUGAGCGUGAUCGAGGUUAACAGCGAUGACCACUUCACCGAGCUGACGAGUGACGUCUCGCCUGAGAAGCUCAUUGCACUGUACUUCUACACGCCAUGGGCAGCUCCUUGUAUCCAGAUUAAUACCGUUUAUCAACAGCUCGCACAGCAGAACCCAGAGGUUGCGUUCCUGUCCAUCAACGCCGACGAGCACCCUGACAUCUCUGAGCUGUUCGAGGUGAGUGCUGUUCCGUAUUUCGUGCUUAUCAAGAACGACACGAUCUUGAAAGAGAUCUCUGGUGCUGAUCCACAGGAAUUCGUCCAGGCGUUGGAAGAGCUUCAACAGGGCACAGCAGCAGGCCAACAGCAGCAGCAGACGAGCCAGCAGGCUCCACUAGCACAGACUCAGGCCCAGACCGCUUCUGCCACUUCGUCACAGCCUCCUGCGGAGGCUCAGGAGGAGGAAUCUCCAGAGGCCUUGAAUGCCCGUCUCAAGCAGUUGACAGAGGCAUCACCUGUUAUGCUCUUCAUGAAGGGAACGCCAGCUUCACCUCAGUGUGGAUUCUCGAGACAGCUCGUCGCUAUCUUGAGAGAGAACCAGGUGAGAUUCGGGUUCUUCGAUAUCCUCAAGGACGAUUCUGUUAGACAAGGCCUGAAGACGUUCUCAGACUGGCCAACUUUCCCACAGUUAUACAUCAACGGCGAAUUCCAAGGUGGGUUGGAUAUCAUCAAGGAGAACCUGGAGGAGGAUCCAAACUUCUUUCAGAACGCUGUAAAUGCUAACUAGGUGGUUUGGGUUCGGUAAAAACCCCUCGUCAUAUAGUGUUAUCUAUUAUAAAUUGCAAUCUUAUAAUGUUCGUUAAUAAUGCUAUGUUAGUUAAUCUUGUUCAGAAAUCAGAGUCGUCAAAAUCGUGGGAACCAUCAUCUAAGUCCUCUAGAAGCUCCAGGUUGGUCAAAGUCUUCUGUAGCGUUGGCCUUUGGGAGAUUUGCACCAGUUCUCUUUCGAAUGUAUCGUCAACGUCAGGUAUAAUCUGAUCUGUAUCUUCAAUAUCACUAUCUGUGACUAUUGGAUCCUCUUCUUCGUCUCCAUUAUCACCACCGUCGAGGUCUGCAGAAGUGCUAUCCAGUUCCAUAUCUCUGUACUUGAAAUACUCCAGGUUAUUGCUCGAGCUGGCAUAAUCAACAUCAUCAUCUGCUGUAGGGG